ACUUGACAUGACUUGACUUGCCUUGGACGUUGAGGUAUACUUAGCAGCUUGGUACUCUACACUACUUAAACUAUUAUCCACUAAGGUAGUUCAUCAUGCCCCCGCCAGGAGAUGAGGAGGAUGCCCGCCCAAAGAACACAUAUAGACCCUUGGGCAUUCCUCUUCAUGCCUUUCCAGUCAAUGUUGCCGAGCAUCACGGCAAAUCCGUCUUCUGCGUUCCCCCCUUGUUCGGUCCACUGCUCUUUGACAACACAGACAGCGAUGCAAGAGAUCACUGUGCAAACGAACGAACGUUCCUCUCCUACCUCCGCCUCAGCAUCUACAUGACCAUCGUCAGCAUCGCGAUCGUAAUCUCUUUCCAUUUAAAAUCCCAACCCUCCCGGCUGGAAUUGCGAAUGGCUCGUCCCCUCGGCGUAGUAUUCUGGCUGUUAAGCCUUGCUUGUCUCGCGCUGGGAUUUGGGAAUUAUAUUAAGACCGUUAAUAAGUAUAGCCGGAGGGCCGCUAUAGUGCAGACUGGCUGGAAGACGCAAUCGGUCUUAUCAAUCAUUGCUCUUUUCAUCAUUGCCGUUUGUGUGCUCUUUCUGGCCACAAAUUCGAAGAGAUAUUGAGGGAUAUACCUUGGACUAACAAGAAUGAGAACACGAGAUACUGGACGUCGUACGAAUCGCCAAAAGGAGUGGUUCUUCCAACCCCAGCAAACCCCCUUCCACUCCAAAUGAAUACCAAAAAUAAUUCCAAUGAAUAAAAUGGACCCGCGGGGGAGGGGUUCGGUGUUAGGGCCAUGGAGGGUUGAAUACACACCUCAUAAAUCGACUCCUAGGGCUACCUAUUCCACCGAAGCGUGACCCCCCUUUUCCACAUCCUGACGGACUACUUCUUCACCGCGCAAUUCGCUAAUUGAUCAAACUUUUACUUUUUCGAU
Amorphotheca resinae ATCC 22711 is the source of this 922-nucleotide messenger RNA. RefSeq lists its product as hypothetical. The record is from RefSeq and is a predicted model, not a curated record. Lineage: Eukaryota; Fungi; Ascomycota; Leotiomycetes; Helotiales; Amorphothecaceae. Bases 96 to 608 code for a protein of 170 amino acids. The transcript has 4 exons.